UCUACAAAACAGAAACCAGCCGUCAGAACAUUGUAAGUGACUCAUUCGAGCAGUUAUAAAGUGAUUUUCAUUUUAAUCUAAGUAAUAUUCAUAAAAAAAGUGAAUCUGCUACUUAUAUUACCAUUAUUCAACAAGGAAAAUGUCGGGCAUUAAAGUCGGUGGUUGCUGUGGCCAUGAUUUAAGAACAGCGACUCUAGUUAUUGGAAUUCUAUUUAUCGUUCUCAACAUCGGAAACUUGAUACGAACACCGAUAGAAUACACCCAAGCAUGUAGCAGUGGUAUGACAUUUGAAGACAGUAUCUUUUGUUCAUGGACAAAAGAUUCCUCGAACUUGGGAUUAGCUAUCAGCAGUUCUAUUGUUGAAAUUAUUUUAGAGGCGCUUAUGAUCUAUGGAUCUGAAAAGGAAAAAUACAUGCUAAUGCUACCAUUGCUUGUAAUCCAUGCAAUUGGACUAGGAUUAACUUUUGGAGUUUUUUGGUUCAUAAUCACAGCAGUCGUUGAUAUUUCCAUGGGAGCAAGAGUAAUGAUACUAUUGAUCGGUCAUUUGAUAAUCGCUAUCGGUGUGUACUUAUGGAUGAUUGUCUACAACAGAUGCCAAGAAAUCCGAAGAAAUUCUUCAGUGGACCCCGAAAAACAUCAACUUCCUCCCUAUGAACAAUUUGUACAGGAUUAUAAAGUUGCAAUUUAAUUAUUUUUAUUUUUUUUUUAAAUAAUCAGUAAAAUUUAUUAUCAUUAAUAAAUAAUUAAUCA
This is a messenger RNA of Cotesia glomerata, 750 nucleotides long. RefSeq lists its product as uncharacterized. Bases 140 to 688 code for a protein of 182 amino acids. The record is from RefSeq and is a predicted model, not a curated record. The transcript is spliced from 4 exons. NCBI's taxonomy places the organism in Eukaryota, Metazoa, Arthropoda, Insecta, Hymenoptera, Braconidae.